Molecule: messenger RNA, 869 nt
Organism: Drosophila willistoni
Lineage: Eukaryota; Metazoa; Arthropoda; Insecta; Diptera; Drosophilidae
Product: peroxiredoxin-6-like
Exons: 4
Coding region: 94-756 (220 amino acids)
Biological process (GO): cell redox homeostasis; cellular oxidant detoxification
Cellular component (GO): cytosol; mitochondrion
Molecular function (GO): peroxiredoxin activity
Source: RefSeq, a predicted model, not a curated record
UUGGCAUUCAGUGAGCUACGAGUGCUUCAAACCAGCUAAACAGCUAUUCAACAAUUUUCUGAGUUUUGUAACCAAACUAAUAAUCAAAUCAAAAUGCGUCUGGGACAAACUGUGCCUAACUUCACCGCCGAGACCACCAAGGGUCCCAUCAGCUUCCACGAAUGGCAGGGCAAGAACUGGGUAGUUCUGUUCUCCCAUCCUGCUGACUUCACCCCCGUCUGCACCACUGAGCUGGGACGCAUUGCUGUCCACCAGCCUGAGUUCGCCAAGCGCAACACCAAGUGCCUGGCCCACUCUGUGGAUGCCUUGAACUCACAUGUCGACUGGGUGAACGACAUCAAGAGCUAUUGCCUGGACAUUCCCGGCGAUUUCCCAUAUCCCAUUAUCGCCGAUCCCACCCGUGACUUGGCCGUGAAAUUGGGCAUGUUGGAUGAAGAUCAGAAGAAGGAUCCCGAGGUGGCCAAGACUAUCCGUGCUCUUUUCAUCAUUAGUCCUGAUCACAAGGUUCGCUUGUCCAUGUUCUAUCCCAUGUCCACCGGUCGCAAUGUAGAUGAAAUCUUGAGGACCAUUGACUCUCUGCAGCUGACCGAUCGCUUGAAAGUGGUGGCUACUCCAGCCAAUUGGACGCCCGGCACCAAAGUCAUGAUCCUGCCGACUGUCACCGAUGAAGAGGCUCACAAACUGUUCCCCAAGGGCUUCGACAAAGUGUCUAUGCCAUCGGGCGUUAAUUAUGUUCGCACCACGGAGAAUUAUUAGACAUUUUACACAGCUUUGCAUCAUUUGUUUUCCAUACACUCAUAUUAAGAUAACUACAUACAAACAUAUCCAAAAGAAAUUUAAAUAAAUUGGAACUGAAUAAUUUUAAAUAA